Messenger RNA from Theileria parva strain Muguga, 576 nucleotides. RefSeq lists its product as uncharacterized. Lineage: Eukaryota; Apicomplexa; Aconoidasida; Piroplasmida; Theileriidae. The record is from RefSeq and is a predicted model, not a curated record. Bases 1 to 576 code for a protein of 191 amino acids. The transcript is spliced from 9 exons.
AUGAAAAAAUUGGGAAUAAUAAGUUUAAUAAUAUUAUCAUUGGAAGUUGUGGAGAAUGUUGAUUUAUGUCCCAAGGGCUGGAGUAUGAGUUAUGUAACGCCUGAGAUAUGUGAAGCGCCUUUGUCAUACCACGGCCCCUGCUCCAAACAUAUUAUCACCGCCAAUAAUAUCAAAGAUAAAUCAAUUCUACAACAUCAGUGCCACGUCAAAUGGGGAGGAACAGAAUUAUGUGUUAGGGACAUGACUAAAUGUCCGAAGAACUGGGUUAAAAUUGAUAAUUCCUGCGUUCCAACAGGUGCUUACAGGGGAAACUGUGUGGAAAUCCCUGAGGAGAUGGAAUUAACACAGAAAAUACUGUGGUCAAUCAAGUGUAACACUCAAUUCACGUGCAAAAAUUGUAUGAAGAAUUAUGACGUGAGAUGUCCAGAGGAAUGGAGGCUGGUUGGGAGGGACUGUAUAGCGCCUGAGGGUUACACCGGGCCAUGUCAUACCAUAGCCAAUUUAUCCUUCUUCAAUCACACAAUGAAGGAGCAAUUUGAGGCGGUUUGUAACGCGGAGUUUCCCUGUAAAACUUAA